Penicillium hordei is the source of this 1194-nucleotide messenger RNA. RefSeq lists its product as uncharacterized. Gene Ontology annotation, biological process: lipid metabolic process. The record is from RefSeq and is a predicted model, not a curated record. Lineage: Eukaryota; Fungi; Ascomycota; Eurotiomycetes; Eurotiales; Aspergillaceae. The transcript has 2 exons. Bases 1 to 1194 code for a protein of 397 amino acids. Gene Ontology annotation, molecular function: phosphoric diester hydrolase activity.
AUGGUACUUUAUCCAUAUGGUCUGGAGCUCACCCCAGAGCGUGAAGUUAUCUUAUUCUCCAAUCAAGUGCUAAUGGAGCCAAUCAUCCCAUACAAGCCUAGAUCCUCUAGUUCGAUCUGGAAAUGCUCUCACCCGGACUGCAUUGCAUAUCCACGCUCCAAGAGAGCCAUUUUCUGCCGAGCAGUGCAACGACCUCUCCGGGCAUUUAUAUUCAUUAUUGGCAUCCUCACUGUUGCAUCGCAAUGCUUCCUUUAUCUCUUUCAACAUGAUCUCGCCUUGGAUGUGUUCCCCAGUGAACACUACUCGAGGCUUUCUAACUGGUCUAACCACGGCGUCAUCCCCGUACCAUGCAACUCGCACAACGACUACUGGCGUCACAUCCCCCUACACUCAGCACUUCGUGCAGGAUGUACCGGUGUCGAGGUUGAUGUCUGGCCAUGGGGAAGUGAUAUCUUAGUGGGCCAUUCACCUUCCACAGUCCUCCCGGGAACAUUGCAGAGCCUCUAUCUUGACCCGUUACUGAAGGUGCUCGACACACACAAUGCACCUCCUUCUCGUAACUGGCCGAAAGUUACAAGUCAGGAAAUGGUCGGGCUAUUUUCCUAUGACCCAAGACAGACCCUGACCUUGCUGAUCGAUUGCAAAACCGAGGGUGAUCGGACCUGGGCUCUUCUUCUCGAACAGCUGAACCCGUUGCGUGAAAAGGGCUACCUGACUCACUUCAAUGGCUCUGAUGUUGUAUACGGCCCAAUUACUGUUGUUGUCGGUGGAGAUGCACCUUUUCAUAUGAUCGCCGAGAACUCGACCUACCGCGAUGUCUUUUACGAUGCACCUCUUGGCAACUUGACCUUCCCCACUGGAAUAACGGCAGAUUACAACAAACUAAUGGAGUCCACCUAUAACCCAUUCAACAGCUAUUAUGCCUCAACAGAUUUCCACAAGACUAUUGGGCCUCUGUAUCUUGGUCGUCUGUCGGAUGCUCAGCUCGCUAUUCUUCGGAGUCAGAUACAUGCAGCCCAUGAGUUGGGACUGAAGGUACGGUAUUGGGGAACUCCUAAUUGGCCGGUUGGACUGCGGAAUAAGGUUUGGCAUGUACUUGUGCACGAGGGUGUGGAUGUGGUAAAUACGGAUGAUUUAAGUGGUGUAACUAAGCAGGACUGGAAGCGUCGCCACUGGUGGCAGUGGUGGGUAUAA